UCGGGCACGGCUCACCGGACCAUGCUUCCGCCUGUCUAUGCGGGCAUGGUUAGAAUAGACUACACUGCAUCUCUAAAACACCAACUUCUUCAUUUGGUCGCCUCAAGGGAGAAGAAUACCGCGUCGCCCGUUGAGAAUCGCCGGCCUGCUGCAUGCUGGCUCCCGGCGAUGAUCUCGACCUGGUCAGACUUCUCCGGCACAGGGUCGCUACCGGAGAGCCGUUCGCGGCCGGCAGCAGUAUCCGGGAGGCGGACGUCUGCUCAGCUCCCCCCGCAGACCUCACACGCGACCAUGGUCUGGGCAUGGACCUCGGCGAGGGGAAAGGGAAGGCUUAUUUCUUCUGCAGCCCCGCCAAUUACACUGUGCACCCGGGUGUGCGGAGGCGAAAGCGCAAGGUCGACAGCAGCGCUGACGCCGGUGGGCCGUGCUUCUGGCACCCCGAGGCGGGACAGGUGCCCAUUCUAGACCCGGAUAAGAAAUCAGUUGGGGCGCAUAAGCGCAAGCUCUCCUACGUUUGCAAGAUCAAGAAUCCGCCUGGUUCCACAAAGGCGCAUCGAAACCAAAGUCUUGGUUGGAUCAUGGUCGAAAUUGGGCUCGAGCAGCAGCAGCAACUGGUGCUCUGCAAGGUGUACGAGUCACAUCGGCCUCGCUCGGGCGCUGAGGCAUCCACUACGGAAGCCUGCGGCGGGAGGACAUGUCCAGCGCCACCGCCUGCUGCGGCUACUCCUGCUCCGUCGUGUGAUUACCAGGCAACGGAACGUAAAACAAGGCCAUUGGAGUACGAUCAUCACUUCCCGGGGCCGGGGGUCGGCCGGAAGCCGCCUCCCUCCUUCAAGCAUGCCAGACGGUGUGGGAACACGAGUGGCGUUGCUAUUAGGAUGAAGGCGGCGCCGGUGGCGGCGGUGACCGUGGUGAUGAAAUUUGGUGGGUCAUUGACGCAGUCGGCCGAUAAGAUGAAGGAGAUGGCGAAGCUUGUCCGCAGCCUCCCGGAAGGAGGCGGGGAGUCUCCUGUGGUUGUUUUGUCCGCCAUGGGGAACACUACCAACAACCUUCUCCUGGCCGCAAGGAAGGCGCUGAGCUGCCACCACCAAGAGGUGAGCGAAAUCAGCGAGCUCGUCGAUACAAAGGAGCUGCAUUUCAGGGUGAUUGAUGAUCUUGGACUGCAUAGCUCGAUUGUUUCAGGUUCACUGGAUGAGUUGGAGAACAUUUUUAGGACGAUUGCUUUCAUGACAGAGAUGACUGCUAGGACACGAGAUUACCUUGUUUCCUUUGGUGAACACAUGUCUACACGAAUAUUUUCUGCAUAUUUAAAUAAACUUGGGGAAGGGGUACGGCAGGAAUGGGAAUCGUAUGCUGUCAAUACUUGUGGAAGGGGUGGUAGCGACCUGACUAUGACUACCAUUGGCAGAGACUUGAAAUCAAAAGAAAUCCAGGUUUGGAAGGAUGUAGACGGCGUGUUGACAUGUGAUCCCAAAGUUUAUGCAAAUGCGAUACCACGACCGUACUUGACUUUUGAUGAGGCAGCCGAACUUGGGUUGUUUGAUGGACAGUCAAUGCAACUAGCUAUGGAAGGUGGCAUACAAGUUACAGUUAAGAACUUAUGCAACCCUCAAGCACCUGGCACUCUAAUUACUAAAACAAGAGAUAUGAGCAAGAGUGUAUUAACAAGCAUCGUGUCGAGAUCAAAUAUUACCGUGCUGAACAUAGAGAGCACAAGGAUGCUAGGCCAUUCUGUUUUCGUAGCAACGUCCUUUUCAACGUUUGGAAAUUUCAGCAUAUCCGUCGAUUGUGUGGCUAUUAGUGAAGGCAGGAUAUCCUUGAUAGUAGUUCCAACAAAACUAUCGAGUCAUGAAUUGAUCCAGCUGGAGCUUGAUAAUGUAGUGGAAGAGCUUGAAAAGUUUGCAGUUGUUCAUCGACAACGAGGAAGAUCGGUUAUCUCCCUGACAGGUGGCACACACACAUCACAAACCAUUCUUGUGAAGGCGCUCAAUGUUCUACAGAGCAUUACUGUUGAGGUCCAAAAGUUCUCGCAAGGAUCGUCCAAGGUGAUUAAGGUUUCUUUUGUGGUCGAUGACUGUGAGGUAAAACAUUGUGUGCAAGCCCUCCAUUCAGCAUUUUUUGAGGAGGGCUUCGUAUCAGCGGCCAGCUCCGGCGACAAAAGAAAGGCAGAUGGCGACCACCCAGAGGCUCUGCAAAGGAUGGACACUGACCGCAGCAGUGGUGUGGAAGAAACAGAGCACAGAGCGUUCUCUUACAAGGCCACGAACCCGACCGAGGACGAUAGCGGGAAUUUGGACUGCGUAAAGACCACCGGUGGACAUCAACUUGAUCCCGAGCAGCCGUCUAAUAUUGACGACUACCCGGGACCUCCAAUUGGAGGUGACAACGGUGGAUAUCAGACGGACAUGACAUGCCUCGGUUCAGGACUUGAAGACUUCUUCGACGAGAAUGACUGCAGGUUUCUAGAUGGCACACUCAUUAACCAUUCUGUCGACACGGACUUAUCGUGGUCCCCCAUGGCAGAAUUAUGA
Messenger RNA from Hordeum vulgare subsp. vulgare (domesticated barley), 2531 nucleotides. Its product is annotated as aspartokinase 1, chloroplastic-like. Gene Ontology annotation, biological process: regulation of DNA-templated transcription. NCBI's taxonomy places the organism in Eukaryota, Viridiplantae, Streptophyta, Magnoliopsida, Poales, Poaceae. Gene Ontology annotation, cellular component: chloroplast stroma. The transcript is spliced from 12 exons. Gene Ontology annotation, molecular function: DNA binding. The record is from RefSeq and is a predicted model, not a curated record. The coding region runs from base 153 to 2531 and encodes 792 amino acids.